UAUGUAAAGAUACACGUAUAUUUUUUUUUGCGUGCAAAAACCGAUAAUCAUUGAUCUAUUAUCGCAAUUUAACUUAUCGUCCUACGGUUUAUAUUACAUGAUUACGUAAUUGCAAUUGAUCAUUGCUCUUCUACCUCGUGAUAGUUUUAGUUCAUAAAACUACUUCUGUGUCGUCGAAGAGGGGAGUACAAAGCGUAUUACAAAGUAAGACUGAGAGAUUCGAUCGUACAUUAUCUUUGAAAAAUAGAAGCAUCGUUCACUUCGUCGGGAGAAAACAAUGUGCACAGUCGAUUGGAGUAAUGGUUCAAUGUAACGUUACACGCAACUAUGUCGAUGAGUACUGUAAGCCCGUUGUUGAGAAUCGGUCUUCGCGCGAUUGGUAUGUGGCCCGGUUCCUCGUACGGGACGUUUUGGUGGCUUUUUUACAUGACGACUCUCAUAAUAAUGCAGUAUUUUCAAUAUUCAUAUGUCUACGCGCAUCUGGAUUUCGGCAAUCUGACUAAAUUGAUGGAUGGUCUGGGCCUCACUUUGGAUUACACCCUAACGAUCCUGAAGCUGAUCAGCCUCUGGUUUAAUCGCCGGAUAUUCGCAGAUAUUCUGACCGCGAUAGACGACGAUUGGAAAGACCGACCAACCGAUUUGCGUCAGUGUGUAAUGAUGGAUAAAGCUAAUCUGGCGCAUCGUUGUUCCAACGCUAUUGUAUCUGUUAAUGCCGUUGCUACCGUUCUCUACUUCAUCGAUAGCCACGUACGUCGCCAUACAAUUUCCAAGGACGGACAACACCGAGAGUUUCCGAUACAGGUACAGUUUCCGUUCGAGACUCACGAAACACCGAUUUUCGAAUUCGUCGUCCUAGGUUUGUUCUUUCAUGUGUUAGAAACAGCAACCGUGAUUGCGAUACUAAACUCCUUGAUUUUAACGCUGGUACUUCAUGUAAGCGGACAAAUCGAUAUCAUGUGUCAAGAGUUGAAAGAAAUCUCUUCCACAUUGAAAUCUAAGGUAUUUUCCUCCAAGUCGCUCAUUGAGAGACAUCAAAAGAUUAUAUCAUUGUCGAAUAAUAUUGAGAACUAUUUCUCGUUCAUUGCUUUAUUACAAUUUAUAUGGAACAGCUUUGUUAUCUGCUGUUUAGGAUUCAUGGUCAUAAUAUCCUUAGGUAUGAAUAUAGAGAGUAAAUCUGGGAUUUUUAUACAAUUUAUGAUGCCAUAUCUCGCAGUAUCUAUAGAAGCUUUCGUUUUUUGCUUCGCUGGCGAGUAUUUGAGCACUAAAAGUAAAUCCAUUGGCGAUGCAGCAUAUGAGGCAGUUUGGUAUGAUUUAUCUACUAGUGAAUGCCGAAUUUUAUUAUUCCUGAUCCUGAGAUCGCAAAAACGUUUGACGAUAACAGCUGGAAAAGUUAUGGACUUAACAUUAGAAAGUUUCACUACUAUCAUGAAAGCUUCGGCUUCGUACAUUUCGGUUUUGCACGCAAUGUACUGGUUCAAUGUAACGUUACGCACAACUAUGCCGACGAGUACUAUAAGUCCGUUGUUGAGAAUGGGUCUCCGUGUGAUCGGUAUGUGGCCCGACUCCUCGUACGGGAUGUUCUGCUGGCUCUUUUAUAUGACGACCCUUUUAAUUGUGCAAUAUUUCCAAUACUCAUAUGUUUACGCGCAUCUGGAGUUCGACAAUCUGAUCAAACUGAUGGACGGUUUGGGCAUUACUCUGGAUUCCACCCUGACGUUUAUGAAAAUGAUCAGUCUUUGGUUUAAUCGCCGGAUAUUUGUGGAUAUUCUGGUCGCGAUGGACAAUGAUUGGAAAGAUGCAACCGAUUUACACAAGUGCGUGAUGAUAAACAAGGCUAAUCUGGCAUAUCGUUGCUCGAAUGCUAUGAUAUUCGUUAACAUUGUCGCUACCGUUCUCUACUUCAUCGAUAGUUACGCACGUAUCCGUAUAUUUUCCAAAGAUGGACAAUACCCAAAGUUUCCGAUACAGAUACAGUUGCCAUUAAAGGCUCACGAAACGCCGGUUUUCGACUUCAUUGUCUUAGGAUUGUUCUUUCAUGUGUUAGAAACGGCGAUUGCGAUCGCGGUAUUAAAUUCCUUGAUCUUAACGCUAGUACUUCAUGUAAGCGGACAAAUCGAUAUCAUGUGUCAAGAAUUGAAAGAAAUUCCUUCUAUAUUCAAAUCUAAGAAGUUUUCCACCAAAUCACUCAUUGAGAGACAUCAGAAGAUUAUAUCAUUAUCGAAUAAUAUCGAGAAUUAUUUUUCGCUCAUUGCUUUGUUACAAUUCGUAUGGAAUAGUUUUGUUAGCUGCUGUUUAGGAUUUAUGAUUGUAAUAUCCUUUGAUAUGAAUAUGGAGAAUAAAUCUGGAGUUUUUACACAAUUUAUCAUACCAUAUCUUGCAGUAAGUGCAGAAGCUUUCAUCUUUUGCUUCGCUGGCGAGUAUUUAAGCACUAAGAGUAGAUCUAUCAGUGAUGCGGCAUAUGAGACAGUUUGGUAUGAUUUAUCUAUUAGCGAGUGUCGAAUUUUAUUAUUCCUGAUUCUGAGAUCGCAAAAACGAUUGCCAAUCACGGCUGGAAAAGUUAUGGAUCUAACAUUGGAAAGUUAUACUACUGUCAUGAAAGCUUCGGCUUCAUAUAUUUCGGUUUUGCACGCCAUGUACUGAAACUUGUAUCAAAAUGUAUGCUGGACAUAUAUACCUAUGUAUGUUGUCGAAUUAUUGCGAGUAAGUAUGUAUAUUUGUAGAAAGAGAAA
This is a messenger RNA of Camponotus floridanus (Florida carpenter ant), 2729 nucleotides long. RefSeq lists its product as uncharacterized. The transcript is spliced from 12 exons. NCBI's taxonomy places the organism in Eukaryota, Metazoa, Arthropoda, Insecta, Hymenoptera, Formicidae. The record is from RefSeq and is a predicted model, not a curated record. Gene Ontology annotation, molecular function: odorant binding; olfactory receptor activity. Bases 328 to 2640 code for a protein of 770 amino acids. Gene Ontology annotation, cellular component: plasma membrane. Gene Ontology annotation, biological process: detection of chemical stimulus involved in sensory perception of smell; sensory perception of smell.